AUGGUGCCCUCACAACAAGACCUCUUUUGCUCGUCGCGCCAUAUAGAUUCUAUUCUUCCCGAUGAGUCUCUUUUACUCCCGCGCCUUCUUUGCCUUCACGGCGGUGGCACCAAUGCACUCAUCUUUCAUGCUCAAUGCCGCGCAAUACGAGCCCGCCUCGACAGGACAUUUCGAUUUGUUUUCAUAAAUGCACCCUACUUUAGUCAUCCCGGACCAGACGUUGAAUCUGUUUAUGCUGAAUGGAUUCCGUUUCGUAGCUGGAAACGACCCGGGUAUGUCUUUGACAACGAUGCGUCUCAGUUCUCUUUUACAGAUAAUGAAGAGAUUGAGAAGAUCGACCAGUGUCUCGCUGUAGCUAUGAAGAAAGAUGAUGAGGCUGGAGCCACGGGUCCUUGGGUUGGUCUCUUGGGUUUCAGUCAAGGUGCCAACAUGGCAGCCAGCUUGCUGCGGAGACAACAGAUCCGGAAGCCAGAUGCCAAUCUGGGAACACCGACCGCAGCUGUGUUGGAGGCGAACUUCCGCUUUGCCGUACUAAUGGCAGGCUGCGGGCCAUUGCUAUGGAUGCGGUCUGAUGUAACGGGUGACGAGCUUGAGUAUGAAAAGUCCGAGCGUCUCUGUUUGCCAACCCUCCAUGUCCAUGGAUUACGGGAUGAGAGAAUAGCUAAGCACAGGGAGCUAGUUGAGUUUUGCCGAGUAGAUACCGCCCGGGUGCUUGAGUGGGAUGGAGAUCAUCGUAUACCAAUCAAGUCGGCAGAUGUGGCGGAAUUAGUUGAUGGGAUUAUAUUGACUGCUCAGAAAACAGGAGUAUUUCUAAAGUAG
Fusarium mangiferae is the source of this 819-nucleotide messenger RNA. RefSeq lists its product as uncharacterized. The transcript has a single exon. Gene Ontology annotation, biological process: secondary metabolite biosynthetic process. Gene Ontology annotation, cellular component: cytoplasm; nucleus. NCBI's taxonomy places the organism in Eukaryota, Fungi, Ascomycota, Sordariomycetes, Hypocreales, Nectriaceae. The record is from RefSeq and is a predicted model, not a curated record. Bases 1 to 819 code for a protein of 272 amino acids.